Messenger RNA from Linum trigynum, 1629 nucleotides. NCBI's taxonomy places the organism in Eukaryota, Viridiplantae, Streptophyta, Magnoliopsida, Malpighiales, Linaceae. The record is from the annotation of a GenBank genome assembly.
UGCAUGGAAUAAUUAAAUUAUUAGAACACAUAAUGAUAAUUAAAAAUAAUUAUAAUGAUAAUUGAUUCUAAAUUUUCUUGAUUUGGUAUCAAAUAUUCAAAAGAGGAUUCUAACUAACCAAUGAAAAAUGAUAUUUUUCAUAAGUCCAAAUUAUUUUCUUACAAUAAAAAAUGUAGAAGGACCAAUUAUGAAAUUUAGAAAACAGAAUAUUCCAAGAAUAUUCUGUCAACUUUAACGGAAUGCACUUAGGAGUAAACUUAAGUGGUACCGGGUGCAAAUAUAAUAGAGUUCACUGGUACCCGACGCCCUAUUCAAACUUAAGUGGUAUGACGACCCCAAUUCUCAAACUUAAGUGGCACGCGAGGUAUUUUACCCAAUCUUUUCCCAUACAAUUCCUUCUCUUCCUUGAAAAAUCAUGUCUAAGUUGUUGUUUUUAUGCAUUUUCCCUACGUACUUAUUGAUUUGAGAAUGAAAAUAGAUUCAAAGCGGAGGAAACAGUUUCUGUAUACUCACAUUGCUCGCCUAUUCAACAAGUAAUAUUUCCAACCCGUCGUUUCUUCUAAUUUUUCAAAUGAACUUCUCUAAUUAAGGACAAUUAACGAUCUCGACAUGAGAGUGUUUAUGUUCAUAGUGUCAUUGCAUAGUCUUCACUGUUGGGAUCCCAUUCCCCUUCAAAAGAAAUGUUUUUUUAUAUGUGCUCUCUUGACAUGAUACUCAAUAGGUGAAGUGGUCGGCGGGGAGAUGGAGUGAGGCUUUUAUGGAGGGGAAGUGGUCGGCGGCAGGGAGGAUUGGCGUCGACGGCGACUGCGCGGGCGGACGUCGGCGGGCUGCGCAGCGCGGAAGCGGGGAGGCGAAGGUGAGGCGGCGCGGCGCGAAGGCUGAGGGUUCGGGGCGCGGAGGCUGGGCGGGCGGCGACUGCGGAGGCGGCGGGCAGGGUGGCGAGUGGCGCAGAGGGGAUGCCUCUGUUGAGAAGAAAAUGGAAGGGUUUGGGGGGCGGCUGUUAUGUUGCGGUAGGGUUUGGGGUUGGUUAUGUGUUUAAAAAAAAGGAAUUUCUUUGCAUCUGUGGGGAUUCGAAAACUGGUCUGAUUUAAUGAAAUCAAGCGCCCAACCAAUAGGAAUCCCGUGUGCAACAUGUUCAAGAAUCAGAUCCAAAGCAAUAACUUGUUGUUUCUCAUAUUUGGGCCUUGUUGUGCAACUCUGAUUCACAACAGAAUAUAAAAACCCAACUAAACACGAUUUUUUUCUUGAUUUUUCAAAUUUCAUAAAACAAAACAGACAACAAAAACAAGCAAAAAAUACUAAACGGGCCCUUAGUUUUGAGUAAUUACCAUCAAAUCACCUUAUGAAAUACAACCCAAACCACAUCUAAGUUUAUUAGUGACGCAGACAACACAAGUAAAAUCUCGAUGAAUUGUUAUGGUCAGGACUUCAUCGAGAUUUGAUGAAAAGAUGAUAAUGCCAGAUUCCCAAAUCUCGAUGAAUUGUUAUGUGGGAAGUUAAUAAUAAUGAUACUAAUGGGGGAAGUUUUUUUUUUUUUUUUUACACUUUCUGUAUCUACAUGUAUUAUAUGUAUUAUUAGAAUCUCAGAAUUCAUUUGCAUUAAAUUGAAAAUAAAUUUUCAGAAUUUUU